AUGUCUUCCUCAGAUGAAGAGACGCUCAGUGAGCGGUCAUGUCGGAGCGAGCGGUCUUGUCGGAGUGAGCGAUCUUACAGGAGCGAGCGGUCAGGGAGCCUGUCUCCCUGUCCCCCAGGGGACACCUUGCCCUGGAACCUGCCACUGCAUGAGCAGAAAAAGCGGAAAAGCCAGGAUUCGGUGCUGGACCCUGCAGAGCGUGCUGUGGUUAGAGUCGCUGAUGCCCUUCCGAGUACAUCCUUCUGCUUCCCCCAUUGCAGCCUUCUUAGAAAUGCAGCAGCAGUCUCACCCAUCAGGAGCGAAAGAAAAUCAAAGCCCAAAAGGAGAAAGGCUCAGAGCUUUUGCGACUGUGUGGUCUGGCUAUAA
Messenger RNA from Piliocolobus tephrosceles (Ugandan red Colobus), 366 nucleotides. RefSeq names its product microtubule-actin cross-linking factor 1-like. Lineage: Eukaryota; Metazoa; Chordata; Mammalia; Primates; Cercopithecidae. The transcript has 2 exons. Bases 1 to 366 code for a protein of 121 amino acids. The record is from RefSeq and is a predicted model, not a curated record.